Molecule: messenger RNA, 1760 nt
Organism: Zingiber officinale
Lineage: Eukaryota; Viridiplantae; Streptophyta; Magnoliopsida; Zingiberales; Zingiberaceae
Product: probable flavin-containing monooxygenase 1
Exons: 6
Coding region: 1-1611 (536 amino acids)
Molecular function (GO): N,N-dimethylaniline monooxygenase activity; flavin adenine dinucleotide binding; NADP binding
Source: RefSeq, a predicted model, not a curated record
AUGAAAUCAACUAGGGUCUGGGCUUUGAUGGCUACUCGAGUGGCCAUCAUUGGUGGCGGCAUCAGUGGGCUGGCCGCCGCCAAGGAGCUCCGGCACCUGGAGCCGGUGGUUUUCGAAGCCACCGACUCCAUCGGAGGCGUUUGGAAGCACUGCUGCUUCCGGUCGACCCGGCUUCAGACGCCGCGGCCAAACUUCGAGUUCACCGACUUCCAGUGGGAGGACCGGACCGACCCCAGCUUCCCCACGCACACCGAGAUUCUGGACUACCUCCACGGCUACGCCACCCGCUUCGGCCUGUGGAGACUCAUCAGGUUGCAGACCAAGGUGGUGGAGGUCCGCUUUGUCGGCGGAGGCUCCGAGGCCGGCCAGUUCACCGAGCUGUGGGGGGAGAAAGGGCGGGCCAUCGCCGACCGGCCUGUGUGGGAGGUCGGAGUCGUCACCGGAGACUCCGACUCUGUUCAGUGGUUUGAGUUCGAGUUCGUAGUGAUGUGCAUCGGCAAGUACGGCGAUGUGGCAAACCUGCCGAAGUUUCCUCACGGGAAGGGCCCGGAGGUCUUCCGAGGCAAGGUCCUGCACACCAUGGAUUACUGCAAGCUCGACGAGGAAGCCGCAAGAGAACUGAUGAAGGGGAAAAAGGUGGUGAUCGUCGGCUUCAAGAAAUCCGCCAUCGACAUGGCCGUGGAAUGCGCUGAAGUAAACCAAGGGGAAGAUGGUCAGCCGUGCACGAUGGUGAUAAGGACCCUCCAUUGGGGUGUGCCGUCCUACUACAUUUGGGGUUUGCCUUUCUUCCUCUUCUUCUCCACAAGGUUCUCUCAGUUCCUCCAUGAAAGGCCAAAUCAAGGACUCCUGAAAUCUCUUGCCUGCCGCCUGUUAUCCCCACUGAGGACGGGAGUGUCCAAGUUUAUUGAGUCUUACCUUGUAUGGAAACUUCCCCUGGAUAAAUACGGGCUGAGACCAGAGCAUCCUUUCGUGGAGGAUUAUGCUUCGUGUCAGAUGGCGACCUUGCCGGAGAACUUCUUCUCGGAGGCGGAUCAGGGACGGAUCCGGUUCGAGAAGUCAAACCAGUGGUGUUUCUGGGAAGGCGGCGUCAUCUUGGAUGACGACACAAAGUUGGAGGCGGAUGUUGUGCUGCUGGCCACCGGCUACGACGGCAAGAAGAAGCUGACCUCUGUGCUCCCCGACCAUUACGGUGGACUGAUCGUCGACUCCUCCGGCGUCAUGCCACUUUACCGGGGAACGAUCCAUCCUCUGAUCCCGCACAUGGCCUUCGUGGGCUACAUCGAGAGCGUGGCGAACCUGCACACGUCGGAGCUGCGGUGCAAGUGGCUGGGGAGCCUUCUCCGGGGAAAGUUCGAACUUCCGACCGUGGAGGAGAUGUUCCGUCGGACGCGGGAGGAGGUGGAGGUGAUGAAGAGGACGACGCGAUUCUACCGCCGGCACUGCAUCUCCACCUUCAGCAUUGGGCACAGCGACGGGCUGUGCCAAGACAUGGGCUGGCGCUCGUGGAGGAAGACAAAUUGGUUCGCCGAAGCCUUCGCCGGAUACGGCAACCAGGACUACAUAGCGAAGGAGGAGGAAGAAAAAGAAGACGACUCCUACAAGAAUGAAUAAGAUUGAAGACGAAGAAAUAAGCAUAUAAAUAAGGUUUAUACUAGCUAAUUAUAAAAUUACUAGUGUUCAUUAUUUCAAGAGUUGAAAGAAGUUAUUUAAGAUAUGUAAUAACCAUUUAUUUGUUGUAAUAUUUGUUCUAAGACCUCAAU